UUCCAGCCAGCGGCUGCAUCGUAACAGUAGUGCCUUUCUGUUAGUUUUAUUUUAUCCGUCAAAACAAAACUACGGUAACAAGUGAAUCCGGUUUCGGUACGUAUCGGAAUUUGCGAGUGAAUCGAAAACAUGUGUGCAGCUUUGACAGGAAGACUCGCUUUUGUUACAGGGGCUGGAUCGGGGAUUGGCCGCGUAACGAGCAAGCUUUUAUCUCGCGAUGGAGCGAUCGUUGUGGCGGUGGAUCGCAAUUUGGCGGCAGCGGAGGAAACAGUGCAAAGCUUGGGGAAUAAACAAGAUAACGCUGCCUUCGAGAUGGAUGUCUCAUCAAGUGCAAGCAUCGAAAAGGUGCUGAAAGCGGUCGUCGAAAAAUAUCAACGCCCGCCGAUGAUUGUAGUGAACUCGGCUGGAAUCACGCGAGAUAACUUCCUGUUGAAAAUGCCAGAGCCUGAUUUUGAUGCCGUUAUCAAUGUGAAUUUGAAGGGCACCUGGCUAAUGCUGCAGCACUUCGGUAAAGCUAUGGUAGAGCACCAGGUCAAUGGAUCGAUGGUGAACGUUUCAUCGAUUGUGGCUCGCAACGGCAACAUUGGACAGUCCAACUAUUCGCCAAGUAAGGCUGGUGUUGAAGCUAUGACCAAGGUGGUUGCUCGCGAGUUUGGUCGCUACAACAUUCGUGUGAAUGCCGUCGUGCCCGGUUUCAUCCAGACUCCGAUGACAGAAACGCUUCCGCAAAAAGUAAAAGAUAUGGUUGUUAUGCAGUGUGCGCUGCGAAGAUUUGGUAAACCGGAAGAAAUUGCCGAGGUUGUUGCGUUUUUGGCUUCGGAUAAAAGUAGCUAUAUUAAUGGAACAUCGGUCGAAGUUACUGGGGGAUAAACAAAUACUCCAAUCUGGCACAUUGUAAAAAUCACCAACUCAGGUCAUCGAAACAGAAGGCAUUUAUAAUUGAAUACUUUCCCCUGUACUCAACUUGGC
Molecule: messenger RNA, 969 nt
Organism: Sabethes cyaneus
Lineage: Eukaryota; Metazoa; Arthropoda; Insecta; Diptera; Culicidae
Product: estradiol 17-beta-dehydrogenase 8
Exons: 3
Coding region: 130-870 (246 amino acids)
Molecular function (GO): oxidoreductase activity, acting on the CH-OH group of donors, NAD or NADP as acceptor
Source: RefSeq, a predicted model, not a curated record